CAGGGGGGUGCUGUUUGGAAAGGUGUAUGAGAAAUUAAUCCAGCAUGCAGUAGCGCUUGGGGUCCUGUUUGAGUGCCUGCAGCCCCACAUAUCUGCAGGCCAGCUAACAAGUAUCCCCCCACUGGUCAUGAAAGACAUGGUGAGACACUAUGAUGACCAGGGCAUGACAGAGCUUCUUGAUGACCUCAUACCCCACCUUGAUGUCAUGACCCUUGACCUUCACCAGGUGGUCUGUUUAUCCAGACAGCACAGAUUGUGUGAUGCUUUGAUCUUUGUGUUUAACAAAGGAAUGAGUGAUUACAUCACACCCAUUGAGAUGAACAGACAACAGUCGGCAACAAGUUCUAGUAUACAUCAGCUGUUGCUUGACUGGCCAAGCAUAUCCUUUUGGUGUAAUCCCAGACAAUAUGGUUCAAACAGUGAAAUCACAGGUGUUUACCUGCCUGACGAGCAUACAGGUGAAGGGUAUUGAAGCAAGCAAAGAGCCUUAUCCAUUCAUCCGCACAUUACUCCAGUACAACACAAGAGAAUUCCUCAAUGUGCUAGCACUGGCAUUUGAAGAUCUGGAGCAAGACGAGCAAGCAAUUGAAUUUCACCAGAGAAUGAUAGACAUCCUGCUACAGGUGAUGCUGGAGAGCACAGACUUCAGCCCUUCGCAGAUUGGCAGCCUCUUCACCUUCCUGGCAUGCCAGCUAGCCAAGGCUGAGAACAACCUCUUUGUUAACCAUCAGCUCUUCCACCAGGCUCUUGAUUUUUUGUGCAAUCCCGAGGACACAACCCAGCAUGCGGAGAGACAGCAGGCAUUGUUGGAGCUGUUGCAGGCUGGUGGGGCUGCAUACUUUGAGGAGCAUAAGCUUCUCUCUAUGGCUGAGGCUGUGCAUUUCUACCAGGUGUGUGAGUUUGUGUAUGAGCAGAAACGUUUAUAUCACAGAAUUGUGACCUGCUACUUGAAGGAUCCUGCAAGAAAGGGGUACGGGAGGGCUCUGAACACCUUCAGACCGUCCGCUCACUACUCUGGGACCUCGUCGCCUUCUGUCAGCGAGCAUCAGUCACUCUGGACUCCAAGCAGAGAGAAGACUUGUGGUUUCCUCGAUUUCUUGAUGUCCCCAUCAGAGCAAGUACAGGGAUCCCUUUCACCUGAAAUGGAGAGAGGUAUCAAAGACCUCACCAAGGAGGUGCUGGAUGGGAUGACCGCUUACAUCCCUUUGAUGGCUAUUCUCCAGCGGCUUAUGCAGUUCUUGGAAUUAGAUCCCGGUCAAAUUGCUGCAUCAGACUGUUUGAGAAGAGUUUUCAAGAAUCAGUCAAGGAUCUCAAUCCUGAUGGAUCUCAUCAGACAAACAUCCUCCAGCAUGGAUUCAAGUAAACCAGGAAGUGAUAUCUUCAGGCACGCGGGCAUCUUGGAAUCGGCAGAUUUAAAGCUAAACCUGGCUCCACCUCCUUGAAUUUACAAGGCCUGCGAGUGUCAAUCUGUAUGGUCCAUAUGCAUGGGCUUGUUCCACUAAUGGCACCUCCCAUAAGGUGCAUCUAUGCCACAUACUACUCAACUAUUAGAAUGCAUUUUGUGGCCACUGGCCAUAUUACUGAAGCCACUGUAUUAAAGCCACAAGGUUGGAUUCAAGUUCCAUUUAAUUUCAGUCAGUUUAGAAAACGUAAAUUCAAUUCACGAAUUUAAAAAUGCCCUGAAUGUGUCUCAUGGGAGUUUUCUUCCUGUUCAUAAAUUGAACUACAAUUCAUUUUUUGAAA
Molecule: messenger RNA, 1743 nt
Organism: Anguilla anguilla (European eel)
Lineage: Eukaryota; Metazoa; Chordata; Actinopteri; Anguilliformes; Anguillidae
Product: vacuolar protein sorting-associated protein 8 homolog
Exons: 15
Coding region: 408-1442 (344 amino acids)
Biological process (GO): endosomal vesicle fusion; protein targeting to vacuole
Cellular component (GO): late endosome; HOPS complex; CORVET complex
Source: RefSeq, a predicted model, not a curated record